Spirodela intermedia is the source of this 21672-nucleotide messenger RNA. Lineage: Eukaryota; Viridiplantae; Streptophyta; Magnoliopsida; Alismatales; Araceae. The record is from the annotation of a GenBank genome assembly.
AUGGGGAGAGGCCAGAAACGUGGGCGUACACAGAGGAAGCACUUCAAGGAGAACAGGGAAAAUCUCUGGAAGUACAGCAAUGAUGGAGAUAAUAGAGCUGGCGAUGUUGCCUCUCAAAGCAACAGUCAUAACCCUUCAUGGGAGCCCUUCAACACAGAGAACCAAGCCUUUGAGGAGUACUACAAGGUAACCACUUUUGUAUGGCAGAACCAGUUAGGUCUUCUUUGAAUAUAAAUGUUUCCCUUUGGCUGACCGACUUUCCCAAAAAAUUCUGUAGUCUCCGUAGAUUGGAUAGGCUGUCCCUGUUGGCAUUUUGUGUAUCAUCUGUAGAUGUUUGAUUUUACUUAGCAGUCACUCAUUUGAAGCAUUGGAUAUGGCUAUGGACAAAUAAAAGGUAAGAUAAUUUUUUUGGUGAAAUGGGUGACUUUUUAACAAAUAAAAACCAUGCACAAUUGUCACGUAAUAUCAUAUGAACUUUCCAUUUAUUCCCAUGUCCGUUAAUGGACUGUGUUGGCUGUAACAAUAGACUGUGCCUCUCCUUUGGUGCAUUUGGAGAAGUCUGGUUGCGAUUUUCCUUGUUCUUUCAGUUCUAUACUUCCGGUCGUCAUAAACAUUUCUUAGGAUUGUUGGAAUGGAGAGAAUGUGAAUUGAGCAGGAACUUAUAUAAUAUUUCCAAACCUGUCCCAUGACCCAGCAUCUGUUUCGUGUGAAAUCGAACAAGUCAUGAGGUCGAUACCCUUACUGGUGUUUUUCCAGCCCGGUUACAGAGUUGAGGUUUAAGGCAAUAUGAAGUAUCUAUUUCAGCUUCAGAGUUUGUUCAUUUUACUAUUUAGAUCCAGAAUAACUCAUCCUUCUGGUCUAACCUACAAAGACACUCCAGGAGUGGGGUUUUAUUGAAAUCAUCUGUGUUGACUAUAAAUGAUCCUCAAUCCCCUCUGGUUUUGCAUGAUUCUUUUUUAUCUGUUUUUUUAUGUAUCAUGAUUAUCACUCUCAGCUCUAUAUUAUCUAUCUUCUGGGAAAGAGACCUGAUAAAUCGUUACCUUUUACUCAGAUGGUUAUCUUGAAGAUUGAUCAUACAGUUAGUUAUCUUAAAGACUGCUAAUACAGUCAGAGCUGGCACAAUCUUCUGUUUGUUGAUUGUGCUGGCAUUUCACGCUCCCAUCGUUUUAGAUAUGAUGGAGUUAUAGAUCCACAGUCUAAGAAGAUCAUUCAUUGGUGGUAGUAGAUGGUACUGGAUCAUAAAACAUGGUCUAUUUACAUCCAAAGACGCGUACAACUUAUUCUUUUUAAUGUCAAGAGGCCCCACCUCAUAUUUGGAAAAAUAAAUAUCAAGAUCCUUAUUCCUCGAUUGAAGCUUCCUUAUAUGCAACAAUCGCACCUGAUUACUUGUUAUACUACUGACAUUUUGUGAUCAACUUUCUUUGUCUCAUUUCAAUUGCAAGCUUUUGGCAUGAUCAGUGAUAUAAAUGGGGCUCCCUUUAUGUAUUCUUCUCGAACUAUUAAAAUAUCUGUGCAUAAUUGUUAGGAUGGCCUAAAAACAUCGUUGCUGUUAGUAGUUUCUUGUUUUCCAGGUGAUCCAAAUAUAUGGAAGGCACACUAUUCAAAAUUUUGUGGACUAUUCUGAUUUAUAGAAGAAGUACUUUCCUCCAAUUCAUUUUUAUCUCUUUCAUGCCUUGUGGCUUCGAGAAUCUUUGUUCAAUUAUUUGGCUUCUACUAUGUUGGGUGGUAUUAGAGUAAAGUUUUAUAUCAUAUACCCAUGUCUGUGAUGAUGUGUUGUAUGCAUCGUGGAGGCACCCCUAAUCAAUGAUAAUGUACAAGAGGCAGCUUCAGAGCUUAAAUUCUUGAGUUUCAAAUCAAUGUUCUAUAAAAAAGGGAUAUCACCCUAGAACUGUUGUUUGUGUGGAUGACAAGUAUUAAAGUCAAGGGUAGCCCCAGACAACAACUGUUGAGGAAUGAGCUACUGUUUUCUUGAUCUUAUUUUUGUAAUUUUUCCGUUCUUUUUUAGUUACUUGUCUUUCAUAUCACAGUCGUAGACUGAACCAGACCGGUCUGAACCGGUCUGGUUCUCUCAUGAUAACUAGUUUGGUAUAAAUACCAAUCUCUUUGUAAACCGAAUUUUACUAAAUCACAAAUUAGGGUUCUAAGCCCCAUUUCUCCAAUGUUCUUAGUGUACCUUUGCUGGUGAAGCCUGAAGACGACUGAUUGGAAGAGACUGAGAGGACAGCACACUAACUGACAGAGGCUGCCUGGGUAUGAGGAGAGUUUUGUCAGUAUAAAAGACUGUUGCAUACGUGCAUUCAGUAAUGAUCCUAAAGACUCCCUUAUGAAUAUGAAACUAUUGGAUUUUUUGGAAGAAUCCCUUAUGAAGGAUCUUCGUGAAACAACCUCAAGACCCCCUUAUGAAUAUGAAUCACGUAAGGCUUUUAUUAUCUGUUGGUGAUGUUAAUCAGUCUACCUAGUGCAUUGAUGAGAAUGAUGAGUCAAUGCCUAAAACUAUUCACUGGUUGGGUCAUUGCUUUCUUUUUUUUAUGAUCCAUUGAUUUAUAUCAGUGUAGGAAAGAUGUCUUUUGCAUUUGUCAGAGUUGCUAAGAUCUUUAUUAUAUAGGAGGUUGCUGUUCCAUUAUUGUAGUUUGAUGAGUUGAAGCUUACUAUUGUUAGGCUUUAUGAUCAGUUCAAAAGGCUUAAAAGUGUUGGAGAAAGUUAUCAAGAAUGAGGUAGCCCAAAAAAUGAAGAUGCAUGUGCAAUUUUCAUUGGGGCAAAGAAGAUAAAAUAAUUUUUGGACAAGGGAAUCAAGUGAAAGUUUUUAAGUCUCUAGCAUAACGAAGGAUAUUCAACACAAACCGUUGUAUCUUGUUUCACAUUCAAGAAAUGCAUUGGUAUUUUAGUCCAUGUAUGUAAACCUUAAUGAGCACAUUGUCUUUGUGAUAUUGGAUCGUCUUUAAUAACUGUUUAUUUUACUUGACGAAAUAAGUAAGUGAAAUAAUAUAUGUAGUUAAUUUGUUCUAUUGAGAGAGUAUAUGUUUGCAUAGAGCACCAAUGUUGAUCAAAUUUUUUGCAGCACAAAAUGUCUUUCUCAGUUUUAACAUACACGAUUGAAGUCGUUUUAUUGUGUUAUUAAACUUUACCAACGUUAGUCACCUUCAAACUAGUAGUCACAGUGAAGUCGUCAUUGAGAUGCAUGAUAAUCAUUUUCUAAAUCAAAAAAAUAUCUUUCCCUAGCUUAAGAAGGAUUUGCAUGUAGUGAUGAUAGUUGGUCAUCUCUAUUCUUAGUUGGUCACCAUUUCAAACCCUCUCUUGAAUCCGUUUUGAAAAUAGCGAUAGUUGGUAUUGUAACAUAUCUUAUCAGAUUCAAUUCAUGAAUGUUUGGUAGCAAUAUGUUUUGGCGAUUCAUUUCAAUUAAUAUGAACUAAUAUGAUUCAGAUAUUCAAUUGGGUCCUAUGACAAACAAGAUAAUUUGGGCCCUAAAAGUUAUACGAGUUCUCGAUGACAAUGCUUAUGUUGGUAACUUAUCGAUAAACGUGAACAGAUAUGUAAUAUUUAACAUGGCAGAUAUCUGUGAUAUCAUCUAUCAAUUCUUAGACUUAAGAGUGAGUUCUUCCUAAGUGCUGGAGAUUGGUGUACAAGAGAAUCGCAGGAAAUUGGAAUGCCCAAAAUGUAGGAGUGGAUCUUUUUUUUGGUAGUCUAUCCACCUUAACGAUUUCUGUUGACACUUCCUUGUUUUGGAUAAUUUAAAAUAUGAAAUGUGUUCUUUUGGUAGAAGUGAAUGCUAUAUAGUAGAAGGAUUUUUAGAGAGGGAUGUAUAAAAUAUUGGUGGAUUAGUGCAAGCCAUUGUGUAUUUUCUAUUGUUUUUUAUGCUUGAUGAUUGGUAAAUAAGUAUGUUUUAGGGUUGCACAAUUGCAUGGAACGCCAAUUUUUUAUGGGAUCAUCAUCCUUUGUGCUUGUCUAAGUUUUUUAGCAUAAAAGCCUACAAAUAGGGUGGGAGUAAUGUCACUACAUUACUCCCACCCCUUUUGUAUUUGAUUACCUCAUAACUUUUUUAACAAGUGCAAAACUCAUGUUAAGCUCUUUAGAAAGCAUCACUUUACUUAUGCAUGCCAAUUGAACGUGUGACAGAAUGGUCAUUUCCAUGGUCAUUUAGGGUGACAUUGGGUGUGGUGGAUGGACAAUAUUCUCUUGCAUUUGAUGGCAUCAAGUGAGGCAAACGUGCAAAUGAGUCCUCCAUGACAGGGAUGUAUUCGUGAUGCUUUUAUUGGAUCCCCUAGGUGACGCUUUAAGUGUCAUGAAUAAAUGAUUAUAUAGAUUAAUUCUAAAUUUGUGAUACUUUUUGAAUAUCAUGAAUGAAAUCCUAAGCUCCAUCACUAUACUUUUUGACAUCUAUUCCGUUCUGAAAAACUGGGAGAAAAUGUUGAGACAGCUCAGUUGGUGCUACAUGAGUCCAUUUAUGUUUCUGCAACUACCUUAUACUUUCUUCACUUGUUAAUAAGUUUUUUUGGAACCCUUUUUGUAUAAAAAAUUAUUUCCAGUCAUCUUCUUCUGUAGACAUUGUAUUCCAUUGGAUAAACCACUUACAGGUAAAGAGCCUCCAGGCGUGAAUGUUAUGUUGAAAGGGAUUUGUAAGCAUAAUCUGUCUCUGUUUGAUGAUUAGCCUUCUUAGAGUAUCCAGUCUUCAUUAAGCUCUUCUUAGGGGAUAUCUAAGCUUAAACAUUUCAGAGGGCCUAGAAACUUCUAUGCUCUCUUUGUGCCUUAUUUUUUAAUUUGAACAUAGAAAAACUGAUAACGAGGCAAAGGUUAUUAAUGGUUUCUGGCUUGUGAUCGUCUUAUAUGACCUUAAAUUCUCUGCUAUUUAGCAUCAGUAAUAGUAGCUACUUUUAUUUGGCCCCCCCUUUGGAAGUAGUUUCAUGCCUCUGUUGGUGUUGAAACUUUUGUGAGUUCAUCACCAAUCUGGGGUCCGCAGCUAUCUGGCCCAUGCAGUUGAUGCUGGAGUGAAGCAUAAAAAAUAAAAUGGUCUGCUUUUAUAUUUUUCUUUGAAGGAUGUGAUAUCAAAUUUUUUAUUUUAAGAUUAAAGCUUGUGUUGCUGUAGUAGGGCAGGUUUUUACAUAACAAGCUGCUUCUGUUGACAGGAACAAGGCAUUGUGUCUGAAGAGGAGUGGAGUAAGUUUAUAUCUUUCCUCCGUAAACCUCUACCGGCUGCAUUCAGGAUUAAUUCUAGGUAUCUAGAUGAACUACAUUAAUUCUUUUGGCUGAAAAGCCCCAUUAUAUAUAUAUUUUUUAGACUCAUUUGGCCCCAGUGCUUUUUUUCACGAUUUUUUAUUUGUUUCCGUUGACUUUGGUGAACACAAAGAAGUCUUGCUUUAUUUGUCAAUUAGCUCUCUCAACCAUGCAUUUGCUUUCUAUAAUGAUCAGCAAUAAGCUUAUGGCCUCCUUUUCAAAAACCCUGUGAAAUCAUCAUGUCGUAGAUACCUCUAGUAAUUCUGGUUGCCACUUGUUAGGUAGUUAAGUUAUAGUAGAUUCAGCGGAACAUGAUUUUUUUGCGAAUUUCCUGUGAUCUUCUGGUGUCCCUGAAGCCCAGAAGUCCUCACCUUUUGGUCUAAGGCGUAUUUAUGUGUAUCAGGGUAAUUUUGGUUCUCGUGGUAGGUUUUCUGACGUAGCUUCUUUAUGUUGACUGGAAAGAGUGUUUUGAACAUUAUGAUGGUUUUAAUGAACUUAAGGGGCUUUGAAAAUAGGCUAGAGUGGUCAAGGAACAAUAGGUGCAUUUUCUAGUGUCUGGUUUUUACCAUUUGAAUAACCUUAGCUGGUUCUGGCAAUGUGAGUAUGGAUAUCUUUUAUGUCUCAACAUAUUUGAAUAAUACUCUACUUAUUUGCCAUAUGUGAUAUCUAUAAAUCCUUGUCUUAUGUUCGUGUUCACUUUUUCCCCCUAGUCUGUUUCAGUUUUCACUGCCCAACUUUCAGGGUCUCUUCGUGGUAGUCUUCUCUGCUUGUGUCGUUGCCAUUUCGAAAUCUGAUGCCUCUUGGGUUUUAAAGGCGUGUCAUGCGAAACUGGUUAUCGUCUGAUGAUGUGGACGUCAGUAGAGUGAAAAGUUAGUUUAUCAGUACGGUCGUAUAUUUGACAUUGAUUAUUAAUCAUGAGAAAGUGUCUUCUUUGUUUAAAAUGUACUCAGAGAUUAUAUACCAAUAAUUUUUUCUACAAUAUCUGAAAUAUUUAGAUAUAUGCAUAGACGUUAUCUGCAUACUUAAUCUUAAUAAUUUUUACUUUCAUUUGCAGUGGUCAGUUUUAUAAAGAUAUUCAAUCGCAGUUGGAGAAUGACUUCUCAAAGUCACUUGAGGCUGAUGUAUGUUUCAUGUUCGUUAUGCAGGCAAUUCCAGAUUUUUUUUUCCCUUCAUUUGUUGACAUUUUAGCAUCUUUUUGUCUCAGCAGCUUGGGCACGAGUAUGAGACAGAGCCUAUCAGGCCUUUGGCCUGGUAUCCAGGGAAUCUUGCCUGGCAUUCCAAUUUUUCUCGCAUGCAGCUUCGAAAAAAUCAGACACUUGAGAGGUAAUUGAUCGCACUAGUUAUGCUAAAAUUAUCUACGUUCUUUAUAUUUAUGGCCUUGUCAAAAUGAUGAUGUUCUAUCUUUGUCUUAAAAAGGAUAACAUCACACUCCUUCAUUGAAUAUCUUUGUUCCUUUUAUUCAACUUCUUACGUCAGCCUUCGGAUUUGGUUUCAGUAAACUAUUGAUCCCUUUUAUGAAGCCGUUUCUUGAAUAACAUGCCGUAUGAAUUUUCUUCUGUAAUCCCAUGCAUAUUUGGUACUCGUGAUAUCGCUAACCUCCUAGUUGCUUCUAAGUCUGUGGCAACUUCUGACGAGAGGGCCACAUAUCACAAGCACCGACGUUAGCUCCUGGGUUAUGAGAAAAAUUGAUGGACACUUUAGUUUGCCAUUUUCUGGGUAGGAAAAUAAUUUCUCUAAUGCUUUUUUGAUAUCUUAUAGAUGACUUGUGAGAAAGAAAUGUGUCUUUUUCUACAGUCAUUCUUCAUUAUAUGCCUGAUUAUUGAUAUGCCCUGACACUUUGAGUGCUCAUGUUUCUUCUGUAUUUUUUUUAAGAGACAUAAUUAUGUAUCAUCUGCUCUCAAAUAACCUUCUUUUACAAAUGGAGUAAUCCAUGCCAAUGCCCAAGAGCCUAGAAUCACCUAUUUCCUCAUUAUACGAAUAUGCGGCCUCUUUUGCACAAAGUGACAUUAAAUGAAUAAAAUGGUAUCUUCUGAAGAGCAUUAAUGCCGAGAUAAGUGACUGACUACUUGUUCCUAGGGGCCCGAUUAUUUCAUAGAUAAUUGGCGACCAUAUGACUCAGGUUACGCUAUUCAUACUAAUGUCUGAUGGCUGCAUGUGCUGAUUCAUCAAUGUCUUUCUAUUCUUCGAUAGAUUACUUGCUGCCAGUUAUAUUCGCAUUAACAUACUAAAAAGAGCAGUCAAAUUCUCUAAUUAGGUAAAACAUUGCAAUUCGAGGCAGUAACCUUUUUUGGCUUAUAUGUCACUCUCAUCUUCAUGAUUCAUUAUCUUCAGCUCCUACUUCCUUGGUACACUGGCAUGUCUUAAUCCUCAUGAGAUACUUUUACUUGACUUGCAGUACUAUGAAAAUAAUAUAUCCUUGAGUUUCCUAAUCACUCCUGACGAGCUAUUGACCUUGAUACACAGCUUCAUGAGACCUUUGAUCCAGGCUCUGUAGCACUGAUCAAUUUAGUGGGAGGCGAAACAUCAUUCUCAGUUGCAAAUUGAGUUUUGGGCAUUCUCUUGUCAAACAAUGGGGCAACAUGGUUGUAAUCAUUGAGAAUUACUUGCUUUUGAAGUUCUAGUUCUCAUGAUCAAAAGAGAAAAGGUCAAAGUAGUUUAUGUACUUUCAAAAGGAAAACCCUUGAAGAAAGUAGUCAUAUAUGUUAGAUUAAUAGAUUUUCCGCAUCAUCACCAAGUUCUUACUAGCCUUUAGGGAUGCUCUCAUAUUCUGAUGGUUGCAUGUUAGCAUGAAAACGGUGGUAUGGUGGAAUUGUUCAAUCGGAUUUGCUGAGCUGAAUGUGCGCAUGAUAACUGAGAGAUGUUGGUGCAAAUUGGUAUGGUUCAAAAAUAUGUUAAGAGGCCCUUUCUGAAUCUGGAGGUGUAUCUUUGAAAUAUCUGAUGACCACUUUUUGAAGAUUUUCCUAUGUUUUCUGAUAGGAUAUUUAUUGAAGAACGAGAUGAUUUCUAGUUUCAUGAUUUCGUUUUAAUUUUAUGCAGAAAAGAUGAAAAUGCAAUAUCAGCGCCCAUAUUGACCUAAUCUUCAUGACUGUGAGUCAAAAAAUGUGUAAUUUCAGUGAAUUGUAAUUGGAGACUAAUGUUGGUCUUUGUGGAACGUGGGACUGAAUGUAUUGUCGAAUGUUUUUCAUAAUCCUGACCUUUGUCAAGUUGGUAAUUAUGCGUGUAUUAUUAUUAUGCUGAAAAAUUGGCAUUCAAAAUGUCAUAUAGUUCCUGAUCUGAUGUAGGACUGAAUCACUGGAAAUGAGGAAGGCCCAAAAAGUGCGAGUCAAUGUUAAAGCAUGCUGUCUCAACCAUGUUCUUCAUUUUAGGCUAGUUUGUUGGCCAUUUUUCGGUGAUCCUUCGAUUGAAGCAUGUUAUCUCUUUUAGUUGGCAGGUCCUAGUUCUUAUGAGAUCUACAACUAGUUUUUGUUUGUUUAAUCAAGGACAAAAUGCACACUGAGAGGUUUUUUCUCCCAAAUCAGGCAACCAUGUUAUUUAUUCUGUUGAUUGUGGAUUCAUGGAAACCCUUGUGGAUUCAAGAGUCUCUCAUACUUUAAUCUUUGAGGAUUCAAGGUCAAAGCUUCCUCCCUGGCUUUUGCUAUGCCAUGAUCUUUGGUGGUAGAAAGUUCUUUUACCACGUAUGUUGGUGUUUUAUGGAUGGAUAUAAAUAGCAAAAAAUAUGACAGAAUUUGAGAAUAUGCCAGGUAUCAACUUGGCUUGAGUAAUGGAAAUUGAAGGUGACCUUCAGGUAGCUUGCCUGAUGAACUCGAUCAAGAACAUGGAUAAUUUGCUUGUGUAGUUUUUUCUAUAAUUCAUUUUUUGUAUGGUCCAUCUUCUUAGUUAAGGGGUGAAUUGUCGUUUUUGCCUUCUUGUGGUUGAAUUCACCAAUUGUCUCUUCUGCUUCACUUUGUGUUCUAUUUGCAACUUUUUACAUUCGACAUGGUUUCAUAUAUCAGUGGUGUAAGCCAUUUUCUAAAAAGAGAUCAAUAUUGAGCAAUCAACAAGCCUUUGAGCAAACAUCUGUUUGAUGGUUUUAUAGAAAGCACGGUUGUAUAAUAUGCACUUUGCUCAUAAAGCGAAUUUCAAACUUGUUUUGAUAGAAGUAUGUAAAAAAAAAUGUUAGAAAAAAGAAUUGUGGAAGGUAAAAAUGGUAAACUGCAUUGUUUUUCUAUUGUAUCAUAAUUCUAUUAUGACAAACCCAUUUAAAUCUAUAAUGGGAUGGGAUGUUUUUCUUUUUCCUUCCAUCAUCUUUUAUCCUACUUAUAUAUAAUUCAUGAGUCAGGUUCCAACUUUCAGGUUUCAUGAGUUUCUAAAGCUGGAAAACGAAAUUGGAAAUAUUACAAGACAAGAAGCUGUUAGCAUGGUAAAAUUCACAUUGUGCCUGGUUACUCUGUAAUCGGUUUCAUCUUCUUCUUAUCUUUAGAUGUGCAGUUGUUUUAGUAUGGAUUGUUGUCUCUUUGAGCUAAUAUUAUACCGGUAUAAUCUUUUUGCCAACUUAGGUACCUCCUCUCUUCUUGGAUAUUUUGCCAGAUCAUCAUGUUCUUGACAGUACGCUACCUCAUUCUUCUCACAAUUAAUGAGUUCUGUUUUCCUUGGACUUAUUAUUGAUAUAAAUCUUUGCCUCUUUAAAGUCCAGUUAUGAUAAGCAGGUUUAUCAAUGCAUUCAAUAAUCUGCUUUGUUAUAAUAUUUCCUGUACUUGUUAUGUAUAGACCAUUUUGGUUUUUUUCUGUGGCCAACUCUGUUAGGGAGUUAACCGCAAAGCAGGUAUAAACAAUAGGGAAAAAAAUUAAGUAUCUUAUCAAUUCAUAGAUCAAUUUGCCAGUAAUAUACAGUUUCCCCAGUCCCGAAAAAGGAAAAUUAACUUUGUUGGAUCCCACGAUUUUGGGAUACUCAAUCGAACUAUCAGAAUGAUAAACAGCCUAAUCAACCUAGGGAGUUGACCAGUGACCUAACCAAUUUAGGAAACUGACCAACAACCCAACCCGACCAACCUAGGUAACUGACCGAUAGCCUAAUCAACCUAGGAAACUGACCAACAACCUAGCCAACCUAGGAAAUUGACUAACAACCUAACCAACCUAGGAAAUUGACCAACAACUCAAUCAACCGAAGAAAUUGACUAACAGAAGUUGAUGAAUAGAUAUUUUCUAUUCCCAAGUUGGAUACAACACUCUGAAAUAUUGAAGUACUCUAUCUCUCAGUAAGUACUUCGGCAAGUUUGGGCUGUGUAAACACACAAGGUGUACAAAUCAAUCUGCUCUUCAACUUCUUUGUGAUGAAGUGUUUGUUAGCCUCAAUGUAUUUUGUGGCCAUUUUUCUGGCCAUUUUUCCAAGAUUUUCCUCUCAAGUCAUCUGUGGCUAAGUCAUUGACCUUCUUUUACGGAGUCACUGUGGUAGCCAUUGGUAGCGCGAAUGAAUAGCUCGCUCUCUUAUGUCAGGUUUUUACCCUUAAGGCCCUGAAGCCUUAGCUACUGUAGAAGAAUGAUAAAAAAAUAAAUUUUCAUAAUAUGUUAAAACAAAGAAAAAUAAAUAGAAUCACUUGAACUAAUUUUUUUUCUCUCAUUUGACCAGAUAACUGCAUUUUAUAUUUCAGUAUAAAAAAGAUGAAUGGUAUUCUCUUAAAAAAAGAUGCCAUUAACACUGACUAUCGUCAAUUGCCAGGAGGUAAACGUGAAUAAUAAAUGAAUGUUGUCUUUUAACCUGUUCAAUUAAAUGAAUUCUCAAAAUUGCAGAUGAUGUACAAAUCGAUCAAAAUUUACAAAUGACAAUGUCCAAAUCAAAUUACACAGUCAUGUUUCAAUGGUUCGUUAAUGCAUGUCAUAAUCAACGUCUUCCACUAAAAUGUGAAAGAGUUGUCUCUGAAGGAUAAAUGUAUUGUCAUUGUUUUUUUUAUUAUAAUCAGGUGUUUUUGAUUUUUCCAGUUUGAGAAGUAAUAUCUUCUUGUGAUCCUACUACUUUCUUUCGAAUUUAUUUUUGCCAUCGUGUUCUGAUAUUGUUAUUCUGAAUGCAGUGUGUGCAGCUCCAGGGUCGAAAACGUUUCAGUUACUUGAAAUGAUGCACCAGUCAUCUAAUGUUGGAUUACUUCCUAAUGGCCUGGUUGCCGUUCUCCUCUUUCUAUGCUGAUUUUUUUGUUCAGUUUUAUUUUUCCUUUUUAGGUGAGUUCUGUAUUGUUAUCUUUUUCAUUCUUGGUUUAUUAUUUUGAGAGUGCAGGUAAUAGCAAACGACGUUGAUGUCCAAAGAUGCAAUCUUCUAAUUCAUCAGACCAGGAGAAUGUGCAGUGCCAAUUUGAUAGUAACAAAUCAUGAAGCCCAGCAUUUUCCCAGUUGUCGUUUGAAUACAGAGAUUGAAAAUGGCAGAUUGACAAGUAGCUCCCCGUCAUGUCUCACAGAAGAGGCAGUUACGAACCAGUUGCUGUUUGAUCGUGUUCUGUGUGAUGUCCCAUGCAGUGGUGAUGGAACACUCCGCAAAGCUCCUGACAUUUGGCGAAAAUGGUUGCACUACAGACCCCACUUCCUUUUCGCAGAGACUUCAUCUUAUCCUAAAAUCAUGAACCAUCCAAUGAGAGAUAACAACUGUUUUACAGGAAUUCAGGAAUGGGUAAUGGACUUCAUCGCCUUCAAGUUCAGAUUGCGAUGCGGGGUAAUUGUUUUGUCCCAUUUAAGAAAGAAUUUACUUUAAAAACAUUUAUUGUGCUUGUUUGCUUUUGACUGAAAUUUUGAUGCCUUACCAUUUAAUACAUCCGUAUAUAUUCUGACCUGAUAAUUCAUUAGCAGAAGCCUCUGCAUCAAUGUGAGGUUUAUUGGAAAUACUCUUUCAGUUUCUAGGAUCUACCUAUUGUGCAGCUGGCUGUCAAUUUUUUACGCCAUAACUUCUGUGAUAUGAUGCCUACGAAGAAACAAGGUUAUUGGAAUGGCACCUAGCAGAACUAUGGUGUGCAAGCAUUCAUGUUAUGAACUAUGCCAUGUUUAUCUCUGAUUCAAGAUUGUUUAGAAAAAUUCUCUUAGCCUUAAUGUUGGAGGUGGAUGCAAGUCAAUAUUAAGUAUAAUGGAUUAAUCUUACCUUGUUGAAUGAGUCACGGCAAGGAAUUGUGACAAGAAACUAAUGCUUUAAGUGAAUUUUGUUUGAUAAGAGUCCAUUCACAGCAUUGUGUUAUUUUCUGGUACUAUUGUUGGUUUUAUUUCUACGCGUAUUGUGGUUUUGAUCUUUUCCACAAGUGGUUGCUAUAGUUAUCCUUUCUUCAUUAGAGUAGGUUUCAUAGUUUGUCACUUCUGAUUGAACUUGAAACUGUAGAUUUGUUUUGGUAUCCAUAGCAUCACGAUAGAUUACUGCUUCAAGUUGACAACAUAUAUUCUAAUAGGUUGAUAUAUUAACAUUGAUACAAUGCAUUAUUUUGUAGCAUAAUUUAUACAUAGUGAAAUAUGAGGUUUGAUUUAUUUAUUCAAGUUGUUUAUCUGUUAACCUGAGAGCACUUAAAUUCAUUUAUUGUAGGUCUAGCAUUACUUAAAGUUGGAGGAAGAAUGGUUUACUCAACUUGCUCAAUGAAUCCCGUUGAAAAUGAGGCUGUUAUCGCAGAGGUACAUUUCAAUUACAUUGAAAACCAUAUUCAUUGUUUAUCUUUUUUUCGUACACUAAGCACUUUUUUUUCUUCCAACUUCAAUAAACCAUAUUCAGCCUUUAAUAUGUAGUCAUUGAGUGGUGGUGAAUUGGACAACAUUCUUUGCCCUGGUAUUCUUGUCGAAAAUUGUUCCAUUUUUCCCCUAUAUAUCCAAGAUUUCAAGAUCAAUUAGACAUUGUCACAUGAUAUUUAAUGUCAUAUAUGUUGUGCAUCCACCAGUUAAAUGCUGUGGGUGACCUUCGGACACAGAAAAUAGCUAAACCCAGCCUUUCUUCACAUUUUCUAAACUUCUUAAAUGCAUUUCAUUCAGUUAAAUGCAUUUCUAUCACUAUGUAAAAGACACUUUUUAGUACAAUUUGUAUUGUUAACCUUUCACUAAUCAACUCAAAAAUAAAUGUUGAUUAGUGUUGUCAGCAUCUGUGUAAUAAACUUCCAGGGAUCUGAUAUAAAAACUCGCUUCCUUUGUGAGUCGUUUUCUUCAUCAAAUAUUCUCUCCACAGGCGUUGUGGUUAACUGUCAGCGCACUGGAUCAGAUUCAAAUCUGCUAAUUGGUAUCAGAGCGAAUCUAAGUGCGAUCACUCCGUUUCUUCCUUCCGCAAUGAUCUAUUCUCUUAUAGUUAUGGUUCUCGUACUGUUUUUCCAUCGUCUCCAUUGAGAUCUGUUGACAGAAUACUGGAUCUGGUGAAUACCGGAUCUAUUCUCCUACAGUUAUGGUUCUUGUACCAUUUUUUUAUUUGUUUCCAUUGAGAUCUGUUGAUGGAAUAUUGGAUCUGGUGAAUCCGACCGUUUUCUUGAAAGGUUAAAUGUGAGAGAUUUCUUCAUCCUAUGUGAGAGAUCCUCCUUCCAUGAGGGAUUCUAACCUUGGUUCCAGUGCUCCACGAUUACUAGUAGAACUCCCUACGAUGCCUGUAGAGUUCAAUUUAACCAGAGAUAAUUUGAUACAAUGGUUAGAAUAUAUUCGAGAGGUUCUGAGUAGGAGAGGAAUGUCGCAUCAUUUGGUAGAGGAGAAAUCAAGACUUAAAUCUGGGAAUGAUGAUUCUCCAAAUUAGUCGAGAUUUUUUCUUCUUGGCUAUUACAAUGGUUAAAGAUUUGUGGGAAAUAGUUCCCACAAAAUUCUCACGGACGAAUAAUGAGACUCAUAUAUACGAAUUAGAGACAAAAUCCAUGUCUAUAAUGUAAGAAAAUCCGUGAUAGAAUAUGCUGGGGAAUUGAAAGGUUUAUGACAUAGAAAAACUUGAGGAGAUUACUGUUCCACGAAAUUUCAUGGAACGAAGAAGAAUCUUUAAAUUUCUUGUAGAACUUAACUCUAUUUUUUGAUCCUGUUAGACAACAGAUUUUGAGCCGUGAGAGGAAAUCUGAUCUAGAUGAGGCUAUUACAAUUGUUUUCAAUGAGGAGAGCAAUUGGAAAUUAAUCUUAUCAGUGCCUGAUAUUGAUAAUGCUGCAUUUAUGAUUAAAUUGGGCAAAAACAUGAAGAAAGCCUCAACUUGGUCAGUGAAAAAAUCAAAAGUCUGAUUUUCAAGAUAACCUGUGGUGCAUAUAUUGUAGGGAACCUCGUCACACUAGAGAUCGGUGUUAUAAACUUCAUGGUAGAUCACAAAAUUUCAGCACUGAAAAGCAGAAUUAUUUAGUAGCAGAAUUACCUGCCAACCCCCGCCAUCAGAACUAUCAAAAGCUCAUCCUCCUUUGUUUCGGAUGGAUAAGAUAGAACAAUGUCAAGUUGAAUUGAAAAAAUUAAAAUCGGCAUAGCACUCAUUAAUCCAGCCUGAAAAGUUUCAUUACUCUCUUGGAAUGACGGCUUCUUCUAAAGGUAUUUCUAACAAUAGGGUAGUGGACUUAGGAGCAACGGACUAUAUGACAAAUUCUUCCCAUUCUUUUAUCAAAUACAAUCCUCGUCCUAGUGAUAGAAAGGUAUCCAGUACAGAUGGAUCCUUUCUAACUGUCACUAGUAUAAGAAACCUUAAACAUGGACCCCUUGGAAUCCUUACUAACAUCCUCCAUUUCUCAAAAUUAUUUACAAAGCUCAUUUUUGUCAAGAAACUUGUGGAACAUUCAUCUUAUCAUUCCUAUUUUGAUGAAGAUAUUUGUGUGAUAUUUGAUAAUGUCAGAGGAUUUCAGUUGCUAGAGAAUGUGAAGGAUUCUCUUUCCUAGAAGGAUUGAGCCAAACAUACCUAGUGAAAGUAGAUCAACACUUAGAGCCUCUAGAAAAUCUUAAAAUGCAGUUACUCCACCAAAGAAUAGGCCAUCCUUCCUUCAGCACUCUGAAAAUACUUUUUCUACUUUGUUUUAAAAGGUAUCCUUAAACACCUGUAGGUUGUGAUGUGUGAAUUCUCUUAACACACUUGUGCGUCUCAUUAAUGACAUUUGUGAAAAUAAGUGGUUUGUCACCUUUAUAGAUGAGUCAUAUGUGUGUGUUUCUUCUAAAACAGAAGUCUGAUGCCUGUGAAAUUUAAACUUUUUCUGUGCUAUGAUUAAAAAUCAAUUUGGGAUUAGUAUAAAGAAAUUCAGGUUCGAUAAUGCUAAGAAAUACUUUAGAGGGAAAGUAUGAAUUAUUAUUUCAACUUAGAGGGUAUCAGGCAUGAAUCAUCUUGUGUAUACUCCACAGAAAAAUGCCUUAGUUAAGAGGAAAAAUUGACAUCUUUUAGAGGUAAUGUGAUUGAUUUUAUUUCAAAAUAAUGUGCCAAAACUUUUAUGUGGUGAGGCUGUCGUAACAGCUAAAUAUCUCAUCAACCAAUUGCCGUCUAGAACCUUAGGCUUUCACAGUUUUUUAAACUUGUUGAUUGUCUACUUUCCACACCAUCAAAUUAAGAUCAUGUUAGAACCUAAGAUAUUUGGUUGCCUUUACUUUGUUCAUCAUCACAAUCAGACCAAAGGAAAACUAGAACCACAAUGACUUAAAUGCAUAUCCUCAGAUAUGCUAGUAAUAAAAAAGGGUACAGAUGUUAUCAUUCUUGCACUCAUAAAUUCUUUACAUCAAUAGAUAUUACAUUUCAUGAAUCAGAACCUUUUUAAAAACUCUUUGUUCAAUGAUCAAAUUUAUUUUUUACAGAUUAUAUUGAUCAUCAUGUAGAUCAUUCAGUUUUGUCAUCCUCGGGUAAUUUGUUUAUCCCCAUUUCAGUCCCUGAAAAAUCUUGUUCUAUUCUAGAUUCGCUUCUUGAAAAACUUAGAUUUGACCAAGUUUACUCUAGGAGAGGGGAAAUUCAAGAUUUGAUAAAAAUCUAAGAUUCUGAUUCUGUAUCAAGCAUACAGAAUUCCACAUUUACUUCAUUUGAUGAUUAGGACAUUCUAAAUUGAAAUUCACUUCCCAUUGCCUUGAGAAAAUCAUUACAAGAGUGUACCAAGAAACCUUUGUACCUAUUAGCUAAUUUUUUAUCUUACCAAGGACUCUCUCCAUCUUAUUGGUCCUUUUCUCUUUUGAUACAACUAUCAUUUCAAAAAUGUUUCAAAGGCUCUAUUCAAUGAGUGGAAACAAGCUAUGGAUGAUGAAAUAAGAGCUCUAGAAAUAAACCAGACUUGGAAUCUAAUGGAGUUACCAAAUGAUAAGAAGAUGGUUGGUUGCAAAUGGGUGUAUAUGGUGAAAUAUAAAUCAGAUGGCUCGAUUGAAAGAUAUAAAGCUAGGAUGGCGGCUAGAGGCUAUACACAAGUUUAUGAAAUUGAUUAUCAGGAAACUUUUAUACUUGUGGGAAAAUUGAAUACCGUCAGAUUUUUAUUAUCUUUAGCAGCCAUUUUCAACUAGGACAUUCAAUAGUACAAUGUUAAAAAUGAUUUUUUACAUGUUGGCCUAAUUGAAGAAGUUUGUCUUUUCCACCAAGAUAUGAAGGUCAGCAUUCAUCGAAUAUUAUUCCUAAAUUAAAGAAGUCUCUUUUGUGGAAUCAAAUAGUCAGCUUGAGCAUGAUUUGGACGUUUUAUAGCAACAAUGAAAAAAUUGAACUGUAGUCAGAGUAAUGGUGAUGACACCUUAUUCUGUAAACACUCUUUGUCAGAAAUUAUGGUUCUAUUAGGAAACACAUAACUUGAGCCAUUGUUUGGCUAAUGAAUUUAAUAUCAAGAUGGUGAGAUGACUCAAAUAUUCUUUGGAAAUUGAAGUGGCUCAUUCUUUUAGAGGUAUUUUCAUAUUGCAACAUAAGUACCUAAUAGAUUUGUUGAUGGAAAUAGAGAAAUCUGCAUGUAAACCAGCCAGUAUUUCUGUUGACCAUGAGAUGUAUCUACGUCUCAUUGGCUGGGUACUUUAUCUAACACAUACUCAAUCAGAUAUCUCGUAUGCAGUGAGUAUAUUAAAUCGGUUAUGCAUCAACCAAAAGAAUCUCAUUUACAUGCAGCCUAUCAAGUGUUACAUUACUUGAAAGGCACACCUAGUCGAGGAGUUCUCUUCAAAUGAAGUGAGAAGGCAGAAGUUGAAAUGUUUUUUAAUUAUGUAGGAUCAAUGAUUGAUCAAAGAUUGCUUGUUCUCACAUUUAUUGUAAGAAACUUUGUUACAUAGAAAAGUAAAAAAACAGAAUCUGAUUGCUUGUUCAAGUGCUGAAGUUGAAUUCAAGGUACUUGCCCAAGGUGUAUGCAAGUUACUGUGGGUGAAAAAUUUACAUGAUGAGCUAAAAAUCUCUCCAAUUGCCCUAUAAAGCUUUGUCGUGAUAAUAAGUCAGAAAUUAAUCUUGCAUAGUCCGGUACAGCAUGAUCGUACCAAACAUGUAGAGGUUGAUUGUCAUUUUAGCAAAGAAAAUCUGAGGCAAAUUUGAUUUGUAUACCAUACAUCUCGGCACACAGCCAACUGGUAGAUAUGCUUAUUGAAGGCAUCUCGGGCACACAACUACAGAAGAUUAUUCUCAAGUUGAGAAUGGAUGACAUCUACUCACCAACUUGAGGGGAAGUGUUGUCUGGAUGUGUCUAAUAAACUGUCCAGUAUACGUUAAGCUUCUUGUAGUUAUAUGUAUGUGUCUGGAAAAACACGUUAAGCAGGGUCCAGGGAUCUGAUAUAAAUACCAGACCCCGCUUCUUUUGUGAGUGAGUUUUUUCUUUUAUCAAAUAUUCUCUCCACAGUGCUGUGGUUACCUGUCAGUGCACUGGAUCAGAUUCAAAUCUUAUACAAUUAGUAUUUGAUGGCAAACCAUCAUAAUUUUUACUGUAUUUCUGAAAGGGAAAAGGCUGCAGAUAAAACGUUUUGCGUAAGCCUUUGUUAUGAUCUGUUGCCCAACCGCUGGACAUAUUUUUUAAUAUUUUCUCUGCAAUAUCUUGCUUCUUCUCUCACAUAGAAGAAACCAUAUUUAUGUUUCCGUUACCACGUAGAUUCCUAAUGUUAUUCCCUCAUAUUUUUAAUUUUUUUUCGGUGAGAAUGAACCUUUUGAUUUAAUCUGUAGAUUCUUCGAAGGUGUGGCAGCACAGCAGAACUUGUAGAUGUAUCUGGGGAGCUCCCACAAUUGAUUCGUCGUCAAGGGCUUAAGAACUGGAAGGUAUUACUUUUUAUGCACUUUACUUUAAAGAGGACAACCACCUAGAAAUGGGACUUUCCCUGGUUUUCUGUUGAGAUCUAUGUAGGAAGUUAAACCAUGUCAUCUGAUUUUCUUCGUCGUAUUGGGAACACGAGUAAAACAUUGAACACAGACUGCUGGGCUAGAUACUUGCUCUGAUGAACUCCUGGGUUAGUAGGCACAUAUGGGUAAUACUUUUGAGAUAGUCAGUUAUAACUUGUAGCUCAAACUGAAAUCUAUACUUUCUUAGAUGAGUUUAAGAUAGGGUAUUCAUUUCUUUUCUAACCAGCUGGUAACAUUUAGGAGUGCUAGAUGAUGGUCAUUAUACGAAUCUGUUACUGGACAUACCGUUCCAAAUUUGGCCAUCUUUUUCCUCAAAAGUGGUUAGCAUUAACUGAGAGGAUCAUAUAAUAAGCCACUUCUGAUUUUUAAAGGUUUAAAACCGAGGGCUAUUUAUUUGAUAGAAGGUUCUCACAUUUAAAUGAUUUUAAGACAGUGGCUUCAGAUGAUUAAUGUGUGGUGACAUUUUUGGGUGUGUUGGCUAUUCAUUGCUAUUACAGCUGAGUGAUACUUCUCCUUUAAAGACAAAUAUCAUUGGCUGAUAAUGACUUGAACUGACUCAAAUCAUAUCAGUUCUGAGGGCCAAUUCUUAUGUUUCAUACACUACUGGCCAGAAACCCCUCAAACCCCUCAGGUUUAACCUGCAUAGGUUCGGGUCAAUUAAGCUGAUGACAACGUGAAUUACAGUUCAGUAUGUUUGGAGCUGAGCAGGAUAAUACAGAUCAGGCUUUGUCACAUAUCUUGGAUAUUGGUUGGGAUUACCUGAUGUAAACUAUUAGGAAAAUGCUGUCUCAUCCUGAAUGCCCAUGAUCUAAGUGCCAUAUUUACUAACACUUGAGAGAGAUUUUUAUUUGAAUUCUGUGAUGAUGAUUUUUCCUUUUUCCUUUUACCUUACGGAAUGUUAAACUGUCAUGAUGACUGACUUAUUUUGGAUGUUCCUUGUCUGAAGCUUUCGGCCCUUGAUCCUUAUAUUUGUUUUCCCUUUCUUCUUGUCAGAGAAUACACUCCUAUUUAGUUUCUCUAUUUAUUUUCAUGCUCACAAUUUUCUUUCGAAUUGUAUGUCUUUUUUGUGCGAUCUUCAGGUUAGAGAUCGAGGGCUUUGGUUGCAUUCUUAUGAGGAUGUUCCCCCUGCUAGAAAAGGAGUAAUUCUACAAAGUAUGUUUUCUCCUGCUCAAAGUAGUGAAGAUCUCGGAUCAUCGUCCUCUGAUGUGCCAGUGGAUACAAUAUUAGCAGCUGAUACUGUUGAGGAAGAAAACGGGACAAGUAGAUCUCAGACUGUCAGUAGUGACAACCCUGGUUCUGAAUAUGAUUUUCUAGUUGACGGUGCAAUAUUGACUGACAGUAUCAAAGCUAAGGUCGAGAUGGAUGAAUGCCCGCCCCUUGAACGCUGCAUAAGGAUAGUCCCUCAUGACCAAAAUAAUGGAGCCUUCUUUAUUGCUGUCCUUAGAAAACUAGCUCCACUGCAAGGUAAAAUGUACCGGUCUUCUUUUAAUUGUUCAUAUCCAUUCACUUUAUAGAAAGGUAGUCUUUCUUGUGGAAACUAGAACUUUACAUUAUUUGCCUGCUUGCAGAUGCUUCAGGGAAUAAUCCUCAUCAAAAGAAAAAAUCAGAUAACUGUAUGUUUGAGGUCUCAGAAGAAAAAACUAGAGCAGCUAAAGAUCAAUACGAGUCUGAAAAAGCUGGAAAAGCUUCGGGUGUACAAAUCUUGACUGAAACGUCAGAUGGUAGUUUCCAAAAUAAUCACCCAUGGGCCCCUGAUGAUGACCCUCAAAAAACAAAUAACGUAGGGUCGAAACCAUUGCAUUUGGAAGGUGAGAAGGAAUCAGGAAACGUGGCAAAAAGCAGAUUACAGAUUCAAGGGAAAUGGAGAGGUGUUGAUCCUGUUGUCCUCUUUGAAGAUGAAGAUGUGAUUAAGACUAUCAGAACUUUCUAUGGUAUUGAUACAUCAUUUCCCCUCGAGGGACACCUUGUUACCAGAAACACUGAUUCAAGUCGUGUAAAAAGGAUCUAUUAUAUAUCGAAGUCAGUUCAUAAUGUUGUCAAAUUAAAUUUCAAAGUGGGGCAAGCACUUAAGAUUACUUCCCUUGGCUUGAAGAUCUUUGUAAGUGUUCUCUAAAUCAUGAUGUUUGAUUGCAACUUUUAUGUGCUCAUUUCAGUCUAAACUCGAUGGGAUCAAGCAGGCAUAUAAGUUUUGUUACUGAUGUUGGUAUAUUGGAACGACUUUAAAUUCAUUUGUCUCGAUGCACGUACCGGAAUUUCCAUGUCACAAGCAUGAAAUAUUUUAUCUUAUUCUAUUUGUUGUACGCUUCGCAAUAAAUAUGGAUAAGGUUUUGAAAGUUUAAUAACGAAAUUAUGAUCCAAAUAAGUCUCUCGCGAGUACAAAAUUUGCUAUUUUCUAAGCCUGAUUUUCAUUAAGGACAAUAUCAUUGGAGACAUAGACAUAAUAUGGUGUAUCUUUGAUCGCUCCCUAGCGGACAACUUUUGAAAUUAUCAGGGCCACAUGCUGCCAAAUGUUUCCAAUCAUAUAUUUGUUGUGUCCAUCUCGAAGAAUGAUUUUCUAAGGUUCUCCUUUGUAUCAUAUCCAUUAGUCCAGUUUUCGUUCCAUCUUUAUGAAACGAAUGUGCUUCAUGUUGCUUGUUGGUCAUGGGACAGUAAGUUUACCUGCUUAUUUCAGGAGCGACAGACAUCAAAGGAGACUUAUGCAUCUUCGUCUUGUGCAUUCCGCAUAUCCUCAGAAGGAUUACCAUUACUGCUACCGUACAUCAGGAAACAGAUCUUACAUGCUUCCUUAGCUGACUUUGAGAACCUUCUCAAGUACAGGAACAUUAAAUUUUCCGAGUUCAUUGACGUCUAUUUUGGACAGAAGGCAUCGAACUUGGCCUUCGGCUGCUGUGUGGUUGUUCUGAACAAAGGUGGCUACAUGACCACAAUCCAUAAUGGUGAAUGAGACAGAUUAAAACUCCUAGACAUCUGAGAACACUUUUUAUGAAUCUAUGUAGGUGACCAGACAAUGGAGGACGCUCCAGUAGAUGCAUCAACAGUCGCUAUUGGAUGUUGGAAAGGUAAGACGAACCUGAGUGCUAUGGUUUCCCCGGUGGAUUCUCAGGAACUCCUGGCGAGACUGUCUUUUAAGCACAAAGGCAGUGCUCCAGUGGAAGAGAAGGCUGAGACGGGCAGUGAAGAAAAUGUCGAAGAGGUGCCAGAAGAUGUAGAAGGUAACGGAGAGUCAGGGGAUGGUGACCAAGUGAAGGAACCUGAAGAGCAACAUGACUGUGCGGGCAUGUUUCAAUAG